AUGAACAAAUCAUUGAAUGAAAAACUAAUCGAUCUUAUAAACGACAUUGCUGAAAACGUAUUCUUAGUUCAAUUUGUGAUUUCUACAAUUGGAUUAGUUAUUAACGUCCCACAUCUUCUUAUUCUACUUCAUAAUUCUAUGAGAACAUCUUCUACCAAUUCCAUAAUGAUUGGAGUUGCGAUAUGUGAUUCAAUCACUUUAUCUCAAAAUGUUUACGAUAGAGUUCAAGGAUACUGGUUCUAUGGUUCUCCAAACUCCUGUAUGAAUCAGAAUAACUAUUGGCACAUGUAUUCAUUGCUUAUUGGAGACUUUCUUCAGACCGUUUUCGAAAGAGCAUCUUUCUGGCUUGGAGCAUUCUUGGCGUUGAUAAGAUUAGUUAUCAUGAAAAAGGCUGGAACUACGUUAAAAAUAUCUGAACCAUUGUAUGGCUACCUUCUGAUAUUGUUUCUAGUCUGUUUGAGCUUUGCGCAUAGUUUAUAUUUUAAUCGCGGAUACAGUAUGGCUCAAUGGGAUACUUGGAAACCAGAAGAAACGUGCACUGGAUACCCGGCUAACUACUCUGAACCAGCAGUUACUCGUGAUUUUGCGGGCAACGAAAUACUGAUUCUGAAACGGUACCUGAUGAUUAAUGGAGUUUCUCGGAUCCUUGUCAGUGUUUUCUAUCCAGUUCUCACAAUAAUGCUUAUUUUCGUAAUACGAAAAUCAACAAAGUCUAAAGCGUUGGACAGCAGGAAUUACGAAGAAAGACACCGUACCUGUCGUUUGAUUCUAGUCAUGUCCAUAUUCUAUGUGAUCGCUAGCGCACCAGCUGGAUUUUUAGAAUAUGUAGCAUUAUUUGUCACG
Messenger RNA from Caenorhabditis briggsae, 843 nucleotides. RefSeq names its product Protein CBR-SRW-72 (gene Cbr-srw-72). Gene Ontology annotation, cellular component: membrane. NCBI's taxonomy places the organism in Eukaryota, Metazoa, Nematoda, Chromadorea, Rhabditida, Rhabditidae. The transcript is spliced from 4 exons. Gene Ontology annotation, molecular function: G protein-coupled peptide receptor activity. The annotation marks the transcript as partial. The record is from RefSeq and is a predicted model, not a curated record.